AAUAUCUCUGAAACAAUUUCUUCUUUCAUAGUAGAAAAUCACUUUCUUGCUUCUAAUGAAUAAGCCUCUGAACUAUUUUUCAUUUUCACAAACACUGAUCAUUCUCUCAUCUUUACCCAAAAAGGUAUGUAUGGCUAUAGCUAUUUAAAAUCAUUGACUUUUUUCUUUUUUUAAUUAAACCCUUCUAGGCAAGUGUGUUAAAUGACUUGCCCAGGGUUCUAUACCUAGGAAGUAUCUGAGGUUAGAUUUGAACCCAGGACCUCACAACUCCAGGCCUGGCAUUCUAUCCACUGUUCCACAUAGCUGUCCCUAGCCACAGGUUAAGUAACCUGUGUUUUAAUCUGGUGAAAUAUUUUCCCCUUUCUGGUUUUCUUGUAGGCGAGAGAGAGGAGAAUUUAUAAAGUUAGAAAUGUUCAGAAAUUCUUUCUGACAUCUUACUCUAGUUUAAUGGUUGUAAUAAAGACUUAGUGCUAUCACUAGUGUACAGUACACAAACAUCAAAUCAGUGACAUGGUGGCAGGAAGGAGAAAGAAGUCAACCUCUUAGGGGAUCCAUUAGAUGUUCAUCAGAAAAAGGUUCUUUGCCUUUCUUUUAAAAAUUUACUUAAAAUUGGUUUAGAAACUAGUUUGAGAACAUUGAGACCCUAUCUUUCCUCCUAGGCCAGUCAUUACAGCUUUAUGAUCAUUUUGCUACAUGAAGGUGUUUAAUAUAGGUUUUCCCAACAUCCUAUUGAAAUCUGCUUUGUCAUUCACUAGGGCUUCAGGUUAGUGCAACCUGACUUUUCUGGCUUUUGUUUAAAAUAGCCUGCACGUUUGUCCUGAUCCAUAUGCAUCUUAAUUUAUUCUUCAUUCCAGUUUUGAAACAAUGUUGCAUUUUCCUUUUUACUGAAUUAGACUAGGGAAAAAUUAGAAUACAAUUUCUUUUCAGGCAGCUGCUUUAUGCUAGUCCAGUAGUUAGUAUUACAUUUCUGUUUCUUGCCUAGGAUGGGUUUCAGUUUCACCCUAGCUUUCAUUUCAUUGACAUUCAUCCAAUAAAAUCUUUCCAAGUUCAUAUAACAAGAAAUAUAAUGGAAUGAGUUCUUUCAUUAACUAAUGAGUUCUCCAUUAUUAGAAAUAUGUAGGCAGAGACUGAAUGACUUAUUUAUCAGGGAUAUUUUAAAGGAAAAGAGGGAAUCAUGUAUCUAAGUAGAUGUUGGAUUAGCUAAACUGUAAAAUCCCUUCUAGCACUUCGGAUUCUAUAAUUCUACAACAAUUAAGCUCUCAGUGGGAAGAUAACUAGGAGAUAGGAAAGAAUACUCCAUCCCAUUAGACAUUUUUGCAUUUUUAAAUUCAGCAGUUUCAGUCCAUAAUUUAUUUCUGUCUUUUACUAAGGAAAGUGCAAAAAACGAGGAGACGGUUUGAAACUGGAAAAUGAUCCUCAGGAGGACCUUCAACUACAUACUUCGGGAACUUCCCAAAGUGCCGACCCAUGUCCCCGUGUGUGUGCUGGGGAACUACAGAGACAUGGGGGAACAUCGAGUCAUCCUGCCAGAUGAUGUGCGGGAAUUUAUUGAUAACCUCAACAGACCCCCAGGUUCUUCUUACUUUCGAUAUGCUGAAUCUUCCAUGAAGAACAGCUUUGGCUUAAAAUACCUUCAUAAAUUCUUCAAUAUUCCAUUCUUACAACUGCAGAGAGAGACAUUGCUGCGGCAGCUAGAGACUAAUCAGCUAGACAUCGAUGCCACAUUGGAAGAGCUAUCAGUGCAGCAAGAGACUGAGGACCAAAACUACGAAAUUUUUCUGGAAAUGAUGGAAGCAAGAAGUAGAGGACAUGCAUCUCCAUUAACAGCCAAUGGACAGAGUCCAUCCUCUGGUUCCCAGUCACCCAUUGUGCCUCCCAGCACAACAUCCACAGGGAGCUCCAGCCCCAGCACACCUCAGCCAACCCCUCAACAGCUUCUUGCAAAUUCUGCUACCUGCCCAUCCCUUCCACCUUCCAUGUGCCCUAUUCCCCCAUCAGAGGCCCAAACCCAGGCAGUUUCUCCAGCUACUGUUAUCACCUCCCCAGGCCCACCAACCCCAGCCCCAUCCCAGCCUCAGCCCCAGCGUCGAAGCAUCAUUUCAAGGCUAUUUGGAACCUCACCAGCAUCAGAAGCUACCCCUUCACCUCCUGAGCCUGCCCACUCUGUAGAAGUUCCAGCAAAAGUCCAAAGUGUUGAAGAUUUUGUUCCUGAAGAUAGCUUGGAUAGGAGCUUCCUAGAAGAUACAAGUCUGAAGGAUGAGAAGAAACCCAGAACAAAAGUUGAACAUGAAAGUGACAGUGAUGGGGAAGCCACUGGGGGGAACCCCAUGGUAGCUGGUUUCCAAGAUGACCUGGACCUAGAAGACAAGCCAUCUUCCAAGUCCUCCUUGCCAGCAGGCCCCAUCCCAAGUAGAAACAUCACCCUCUCCAGUGAGGAUGAAGCAGAGGAGGUGUCAGAUCACCCUCCAGUUGAUAGUCUGACCACCCAAGAAGAUUUGGAACCUGAGACAAAAUGGUCUUCCAGAAAUUCCUUGCAGUCACAGAGUGAAGCAGCUUCCACCAAAGCCACUGACCCCAAACUUCAAGUCAGUUUACCCACUCAUAUGGGACCUGAAAAGUGCAGUAGCACUAAACCUACUUCUGAAGCCUCAUCCCAGGCACCCAAAACAGUUUCUCGGAAUAAAGGUUCCACUUCUAAGUUAAGAGAGGUGAAAGAUGAGAAACAAGAGUCUUCAGAGAGUGAUCCAGAGGGACCCAUUGCUGCUCAAAUGCUGUCCUUUGUCAUGGAUGAUCCUGACUUUGAGAGUGAUGAGUCUGACACCCAGAAGAAAGCGGAAGAAUUUCCAGUCAGGGAGGACCUCUCAGAUGUUACAGAUGAAGACAUGCCCCCUGCAAAGGUCCCCCAGCCCACAAAGCCUACAGUUCAUUCCUUUAAAAUGAAAAAUGAUUCAGAUCUCUUUGGUUUGGGCCUGGAAGAGACUGGGCCCAAAGAAAGCAGUGACGAAGACAAGGAAAGCAAAUUCUCCUCUAAAGAGAAGAAAAAGAAGAAGAAGAAAAGCAAAGAGGAGGAGGAGAAGGCUGCCAAAAAGAAAAGCAAGCACAAAAAAGCCAAGGACAAGGAAGAAGGAAAGGAUGAGAAGAAGAAGAAGAAGAAAAGGAGUAAAGAGAAGACUGAGGAGAUUGAUGAACUAGAAGCCUUCCUUGGGGGUGGGGCCAUAGCCCCCAAACAGCAUGGAGGCGGAGACUAUGAGGAGCUCUAGGCCUGGGGUGCAUGGAAACCCACAGACCUAUCAUUCAUCUCUGCUUCUGAGCCUUGGCAGGAUGGGGGCUGCCAGGUGGGACCUGGGCUGGGGCUGCCCAAUGCCCCUCACAGGCCAUGAAGGUGGGGGAAUGGGGAGCUCAGUGUUUGUCCUGGUAAAGACAUUCCAAUGUGAAAGGACCAGUACCCAUUGAGGUGGGGAAAGGUCAGGUGUGAGGCAUGAGCAAGGGACUGGGAGAACAAAGUCUAGUUCUGACCCAAUCCUUUCCAGUAAGUCUAAUGCAAGGGAGAGGUACACAGCUCCCCAUCAUCCCUGCCCACCCCUCCUAUUCAUUGCUAUUUACAGGACACUCCCAUUUUAACUGCUGAAGAAAUAGCAGUGUCAGCCUAACUAAUUGUUCUCUUAACCUUGGGAGGAAUCAAGAGAUUUCAGCUCUAUUUUUCAUAACUUUUUUUUCCUUAAUGAAAGAUAGCUUGGCCUUUGCCCCAUAGUAGUCAGGAUGAAAAAAGCUAAGACUAAGAUUGGUAAGGGAAAUUUUGUUAAGCUGUCUGCCAUUCUGGGACAGAAGAGGCCCAGCACAAGUUUACCAAGUGUACCAGCCAUACCUAUCCUCAUCCUCCUCCCCUUAGCUCCAGAAAUCCAUGGUGUUUAGGAGCUGAUGCUACAGUCUGCUCUACAAUUUGAAACAAGGGCACAGAAGAGAUAUGGAUUCAGGUGGGGGAAGGUGAAUGGUGGUGGAAUACAAGUGUCUUUUCUAUUAAUGAAUCAUUCGUCCACCUUGGCCAGGUUCAUGGCGCAGACUCCUUUGCCCUAGUAACCCUAAUAGUACUUCUCAGGGACAUGACAAAAGCCUUUUGAGGCACUUGCAGGAAUCCCAUCCUGUUUAUAUAGGAGGGGGAUGGGGGGGGGGGGGUUCAGAACGGAGGAGCUGUAUAGGAAGGAGGAAAACGGCUUUAGUUUCUCAGGCUUCCAGAAGCAUUCCAGAUCUAGUUCUUGUCUCCUGGUUGUUGCUAUGUUUUCACAUACUUCAGGUCCCUGACUCUCCCUAUAAUGUGGUUUCCUCUUAGUGCUUUGUAUUCCUUCACCAUUCUAUCCCUAAAUACCAUGUCCAAAGUAUCUAUAAUAAAAGCGUAAGGGGUUCCCCACCCUUUCACUGUGCUCUAGUACCCCAGUCCAAGGUUCAAUGUUUCUUCCAAUGCCCCAUUCUCAAAAAACUUGCAAAAGAAAUUUAUGGUUUCCUCUUCUAAAGACCAGGAUCUCUUCUGCUUGACCAGAGGAAAUUAUAAGGAAUCACAGCUGCUCCUCUCCAGCCCUGUCCAUUUUCUUCCAGGCUCCAUUAUUUUCAAAGUGGCUGGUCUGUAUGUUGUAGACAGGGAAAUGGGGUCUUGGAUGGUAAUACUUCUUGGAAGGCAGUUUCUUUUUCUAAACCUGGUCAUUCCCAGCUUAAACCAUGGCCUGAAAGAGAGAACUUAGCCACAUUUGGGCUGAGAGGAAAUACCACAGGGAAACAGGGGUUUUAAAUACUUGUGUUUUUUUAAAGGUUUGUUCCCAUCAUGUUCUAUUGGAUGCUCCACUCUGACCAUAAAGCUCUCUUUUACUGC
Monodelphis domestica (gray short-tailed opossum) is the source of this 4861-nucleotide messenger RNA. Lineage: Eukaryota; Metazoa; Chordata; Mammalia; Didelphimorphia; Didelphidae. The record is from RefSeq and is a predicted model, not a curated record.